AUGCCAGUUAAGAAAGAGUCAUCCCAAAAGACGAGGCGAUGGCAUCGCAAGUCAAAGGGUGGAUGCCACGAAUGUAAGCGUCGUAGGAAGAAGUGCGAUGAGAGAGCACCGUCUUGUACAAGAUGCGUUUCAGGCUUCUUGGAAUGUAUAUAUCUCUCCAAAAAUCCUUUAACUAGGUUGAUGAGCGUCGAUCAGCCUCUGAUCCAAGGGGUUUCAACCGCAUCUGAUAAACGAUCCUGGAGCGCUCCGGUACCGUCAGAGGUGUUUCCAAUAUCUCGAUAUCUGGAUCGAGCCUUUUCAUACCGACAAGAGACAUUCAUGAAUGGACAUACUACGAGCUUCCUGACGGACACCUACCUUUGUCAAUACUACUUGUAUUACCUCUGUCCUAAUUUAAGCAUCAGCCAGGGCGACUCCACCUCGCAUUCUGGGCCUCUAAAGAUGCCUAGUUCAGCGCUACGAAGUGAGGCGGUCUAUCACUCUCUUCUUGCGGUCUCUGCAGUACGUUUGGCGUGGGACAUGAUUUUCAAGAGCCCAUAUCCCAAGGCCAGCGCAGUCUAUCAGGUCCUACUGCGUGGUUAUCAGCACUUGGGCCAGGCAAGUGACAGGAUGAGAAAGACUUUAUCAGACUCCGGAAGCACUGACUUGGAAUCUCUCAUCACCAGCACCCUGGUACUGGUGCCAUUUGCGGCAGCGAGUCAACAGAUCGACCAUUGGAUUUCAAGCAGAUCUAAAACAGAGCAAUCGAACGUCAGGCUCUCGUCGACCCCGCGAAAUAUGAUAACAUUUGUCAGAGGAAUGAGAGGGAUGCUGGAAGUGCUUCCCCCAGAUUUGUCGGUAGUGGGAUACGAUAAUCUUGCUAAUAUUAGCCAAGGAAUGAACAAGGCUACAAGAACAGCAUUUGGCAGUACUGAGUCAUCUGCGUCCAAGGAAAUUCCCUCCACGAGCAAGACAAUCACUGUCGGUAGUCGUCAAGCUCUCGUUCGACUCGGCUUGCGGCUCAACUCACUGUGCUCCGAGUACAACGAUCCACUCAACCACGAACUAAUCGCUUGCAAAAAGGCGUUCGAGGUCUUGGAACAAAUAAGAGACGGUGUGGAACCUGUGCUGGAUUUUUCCAAGCCAGGCUAUCUCUCCCCUCGCAUUUCGAUCCCAUCACGAUCACCCUCAUGGCUUCGAUCCUUCAUCUGCCUUCCAUGCGAGCUCGGAGGCACCACCCUACUGCCACACGACCCAUUGACUCGUCUCCUCCUAUCCUUCUACGCCCAAGUUCCCCAGCAAUACCUCGACAUCGUCCUCCCCUUGCUCGACCAGCGCUUGGAGACUCCUGCUGACCCUUUCUCGGACUGGUUGGCAUUAGGUCUGAGUCGAACACAAGCCUUUGCGCUGGACGUGUACGCGCAUUGGUCAGUACUGAUGUCUCUAGUGGAAGAGCAGUCCUGGUGGAUUGGAAGAUUGCCUGUGACUACACUUGAUGGUUCAGUAAACCGAUACGGGACAGCUUUUGCAAGGCGGCUGUGGCCAGAGUGUGGGGAGCAGGAGGAGUGGUGGCCGGGAGAGAUGCUGCGCGUGCUGCGAAAUGCCGAAAGAAUGGUACUUAAAGGUGUUGAAAAAGACAACUAA
This is a messenger RNA of Ascochyta rabiei, 1623 nucleotides long. RefSeq lists its product as uncharacterized. The coding region runs from base 1 to 1623 and encodes 540 amino acids. Gene Ontology annotation, molecular function: DNA-binding transcription activator activity, RNA polymerase II-specific; zinc ion binding. Gene Ontology annotation, biological process: regulation of transcription by RNA polymerase II. Lineage: Eukaryota; Fungi; Ascomycota; Dothideomycetes; Pleosporales; Didymellaceae. The transcript has 2 exons. The record is from RefSeq and is a predicted model, not a curated record.